This is a messenger RNA of Motacilla alba alba, 6681 nucleotides long. It is a transcript of the gene PCARE, whose product is annotated as photoreceptor cilium actin regulator. Bases 290 to 4129 code for a protein of 1279 amino acids. Gene Ontology annotation, cellular component: photoreceptor outer segment; photoreceptor inner segment. Gene Ontology annotation, biological process: protein localization to photoreceptor outer segment; photoreceptor cell outer segment organization. Lineage: Eukaryota; Metazoa; Chordata; Aves; Passeriformes; Motacillidae. The transcript is spliced from 2 exons. The record is from RefSeq and is a predicted model, not a curated record.
UUAAUCCAUUAGCUCUAAAUCCAGCCGAGUUCUCACACUCCUUUUUUUGAAUCAAAGAAGAAAACCCAAGUGGGAAAACGUACAAUGGAACAGGGCACAACUUCAAGAGCAGAUCCUAUGCAAUAAGCACAUGGGAUUUUAAGGUGAACAACAAAGGAAACUGACAACAAAACUGGGACCAUGAUGGAAAACUCCUGAGACACAGGCCAGUCUGCAGCUCAGGAUGACACAGUGAGUUUGAUUUUUACGUGUGUUCUGGAUUUUUGAUCAAAAAUAAAGACGAAGAAAGAUGGGCUGCACACCUUCUCGCAGUGAGACUGAUAGUUCUGCUGCAAGAAGUGGUCUUAAGGCUUUGAAUAAACCCAAAAGUGUUUUGCCGAUUGAUUCGAGAGAUAAGGGAAUCCCUCUGCUGGUUAAAGGUUCAUCUUGCUACAAUAUUGAUGAGUAUGGGAUUCAGAGGAAGGACUACCUGGAAGAAGAGGAGGAGGAUAGACUGUCAGAGCUGGACAAAAAUGAUAAUGUGCAGUUGUCUUCCAAGACUUAUUCAGAUUCCCAGAUUUCCAGGGAAGACAAGAAAAUUGAGAGGAGAGCCACAGAUGCUGAAGUCGUCAUGUCUGAACUGAUUGAGUCUCAAAAGCACAUCACUGAGUCCAUAGAGAUCAGAAAGCAAACCUCCUGCGAAUCAGAAGCAUCAGCUUUCAUCUGGGAUGACAAGAAUGAAAGCAAUGCAAAGCAAAUCCCAAAGAAAGGAAAGAAGAAAAAAACCCAUAAGCUGGCAAAGCAAGGUCAACCCAACAAAAGUAAGGAAAAGUCCAUUCUGGCCCCGUGUGAGACAGAGAAGAAGGUAGACUUCCCAGAGCUGCUCGUCAAGGCUCACCAGAGUGCGUACGCCUACUUACACCCCAACCUCUCCAAAUAUGAAACUAUUCUGCACAUGGCCAACCAGGCCACCCAAACUCAGCUCUUCCUGCAGCAGAUGAUCAGCUUCCUUGUGCUUCGCUUUGAUGAAAUCAACCAGCUCUUGGAAGAAAUUGCCAACGAUGGGGAAAAUCUUCUCAAAGAUGUGGGUGGGAAUCUGGCAUGGCCGGCAGAAAAGGACGAUUUGAAGGAGCACCCUGAUCUUCUGCAACAGCUACUGCAGUACACGGUGAACAAAAUGCUGUUGGUGAGUGGGAUGCUGGCCUCCCUCACGUCCAACGCCCUGCAGGAGACAUGCAGCUACCUGCAGUCGGCUGCAAGCAACUUGGAAGGCAAACUAAAAGCAAAGCAAAGCUUUGAUGAGCACCUGCUACGGACGGUAAAGCUGCUUGAAGCCUCCACUGUGGGACCCUCUCAGUGCCACGGUGAUGACAGGACUCUCUGUUCUGAGGACAGUGGCAUUGGUGUGGACAGCGAAUCCCUCAAAGAGUUCAGUGCUCUCAGCCAGCAUGGAGCACAGCCAGGUGACUCCUGUGCACAUGGACAUCCAUCCCGAAAGCAUGCCGGAACCGCGGAGCGUGUGAGCAUGGGCACAGCUGCAUCCCAUGGCUAUGCUCUUGGAAGGCAUUUUAAAGACAUGUUUCAUUCAUCCAUGCAAAGUAGGGAACCAACUUCUUGUCAGGGUGGAGUAACAGAAGGCACUUCUACCAUGCCCCGGUAUGCAAGUUUGAGCAAAAGCCACAACUCCUUGCAGUCUGAUUCUACUCAGGAAGGUGAACAUUUCAAAAUCUGUGAAUCAACAGAUUUUCCUUCGGAUGAGGAUGAUGAUGAUGAUGAAGAAGAGAGCACGCUGGGGGACGAUGAUGACAACACAAGUUUAUCAGAAAUGGGGAAGGAUGCUCUGCCGAGGUCCCAGUCUUCACCUGCGCUCACUGAUAACAUUCAAAGGCAGUCCAUCAAAAGGACAGAGAAUGUAGAUACAGAAGAAAUCAUUUUGAAGAUGAAAGAUGCCAUCAGUGAAAAAAUCAAGUUCGUCCCAGCUAAAUCCGGGCGUAAAGAGUGGAUAGAGGAUGAGAGCGGAAGAGCAGUCCUAGCAAAGAGGCCCAGUACAGCAACAGGCAGACAGAGAAGGUCUGGGAAACAACGACGGUCCAGGUCAGAGGAGUCUCUCAGAAGCCAGGCAGAGGACCCGACUCUCCUGGAGCUUCAGAGGACUCAAAAAGAGCUCAGCAAAAGGCUGGAAAUAUUGUAUGGAAAGGAUAUAGCCAACAACCUGGAGCUUUGGAAAUCAAGAACAGCACCUUAUUUGCAGGAUGAUCAAAUUACAUCUAGGUCCUCCCGCAAGCUGAAGGCAGGCCUCUCAAAAAAUUUCAGCAUCCUGCCUAACCAGGAUAAAGUCCCUUUGUUCACAUCUGAUCAAAAUCCUGUCCUUCUGCUGAAUGAAAAGAGAGUCAGGAAGCCUGUAAGAGCUACUGUGCCUACCCAGGAGACAUCAGGAGGCAAAGAAAAUGACCCUCCUGGAGCACAAAUGUUGAGUGGCAGCAGCUGUACCCCCCGGCAAUCUGUCAAAAAACUGAUUGAAACCUUCAGUCCUACUGAUGAUCUUGCAAAAGCCAAACCUCUAAGAUCCUUAGGACCAAUAAAGUGCAUCAGAAAAUUUGGACUUCCAGUCAUGCCACCCACUACUCCCUUUCAGAGAGGCCUGGCACCUUUAAAUCUUAAGCAUCGUAUUUCGCCAGUAGAAGACACAAACACCAAUGAUGUUUCUUCUAGCUUUCCAAAUGCCUUUCUUCCUGCACCACCUGCAGAAUUAAGCAAGAAGGACAUAAAGGAAGAGACCGAUGAAGACACUGAGAACCUGCCACCACCACCACCUGAGAUGUUAAUGGACACUUCUUCUGAAAAUUUAUCCGAGCCGGAAGAAGCUGCAAGAAUAGAAAGAAGCUCUCUGGAAGAUGCCAAAAAGACCACCAAACCAGAAUUGCAUGCUGCUAAGAGAUCACAAGUUUCCCCAAAAAUGAAAGCCUCCCUUCAGUCCAUCGACUUACUGCCAAGCAAAAAUAUCAGCGGCCCCAGUGCGGUGACUAAUAAAGGUCUAAGGAGUACCAGGUCAGGGGAUGAGAAACUGCACAGGUACUCCCUGGAGCUGAACCCCACCAAUGUGCGCAUCCCCAGCCAGGAGGAGAUAUUAGAAACCCAGAGGAAAGAGGCCGCGGAUUUAUACAAGCAAACCCAUAAAAUUAUUCCCCUUCAGAACCCCAGUGGGGUUUCAAACCCGCACAGCAGCAGCUCAGAGAGCAAGGGGCCCAACCCACCUGCGCCUUCAUUGCCACGCCAGAAGCACGGCUCUCCCGAUCCGCUCCGGAGCAGCGAAAAGGGCUCACUGUUCACCAGGAGGGUCUCCCCAUCGAGAACUGCUCCUUCUUCACCAACUGAGAAACGGCUUUUCAGCCCCCCAGCGCAUCACAGACAUUCUCUGCAGGCUUUCAGCAGCACACAACCGAGCUCACCCACCCUGCAGAGGAAACCCAGUCCCCCCUCCAGCCCCAGGGUGCCCAGCCCACCUUUGCAGAAGAAGCUACCCUCUCCACCACCGCAGCGAAAACCACUCAGCCCUCCUGUGGGGCACAGGCAAAGCUCACCAACAGCACAGCGGCUGGCAGGCUCCCCCACUCCAUUCCCCACCACCCCCUCCCCACCAGCCUCCCCAUCUCCCUCCUACAAGGGGCCAAGAGCUGGGCUGGAUGCUGGGGACAAUCACCAACUCUCCUCCUCCAAGAGGGGCAGCAAUGUCCGCUCCAUAUUUUGCCCAGCCACCUCUUCCUUAUUCGAAGCCAGACCUCCAGUGGUACCCAGCAAGUGCCCUGCUGAGGGGACCAGCCAGCCUGAAGCUGCAGCACACUCCCAGAAGAGCAGCCUGCUGUUCCGGCAGCCUGGUGACCAUCCCAGGAAGCUGUCCCUGAGCACCAGCAAUCCUCAGCCGUUCGUGAGGAGAAGUUUCUCCGACCGCCGCCCAGGGGCCCAGCCUCAUCUCCCAGCUCCUCUAACAGCUGGCAGUGAGCCUGCACUUCACCAGGCAAGCUUGGAGAAGAGCCCUAGAAAAGCAGGUGACUCUUGGAACAGCUCUGGCGCUGCUGAAAGCAGAGAGUCCAACAGAUCUGCUUCCCACCCCGAGCUCUACGUCGUGGGCCAGGGGCUGCAGAGGGACUGACAGCAGGAGCACCCCCAGGGGCAGAGGCAAGAGCAAGGCCAGAGACCCCAGAGGGAGGAAACAGCCUUAGCCAAGCCUCCAGAACACAGCUUCAUCUUCUCUUGCAAGGAAACUGUACGAUGGCAUUGCAUCAAAAUGCAUGAUGCAUCAAAAUCCCCAAACUGGGCUCAACAAUCAAACGAAAUACCAGCCAGCUGCUUCUCCUUUCAUGCCGUGGUUUUGCUCAGAGAUCCACAUGGAGCAAAAGAAACACUUUGUAGCUGGGUGAGUCUGAGGCAAAUUUGGUUGAUGAAGACAGGACCUAUAGCCAAGUCCUUUUUGCCCCAGUUUAGACAAAAGAUUUUUUAAAAGCUAACACAAAUUAUCAUUAUUCAGCACGCUAUUUAUUCAGUAGGCAUCACAGUCUGUGUAAAAAGGGCUGUUGUGACUUUCCCCUGAAGGAGGUAAAACCCUGAACCAAUUGAGUGUUACUGCAAUUAAACAUCCAUUCAGCAAAGCCACAUUUUGACCCUAGGUGUUUAUCUACAUGAAGGGAGAGAAUAACACAAAGCAACCCAUUUUGAAGGAAAAAAAUUAGGGAUAUUACUCCCUCAAAAAAGCCUUUGAUCUUCUAAAUCACCUUUGAUUACCAGAUAAUCUUAUCGCCUCUAGUUUCCAGGGUACAGGGCUUAAUCCUGAUUAGAGUAGUUUUGCAAUCGCCUGAUCAAACAACAUUAUAAUUCACAAAGCAUCUAAGGACACAUUUGGAGCUUUUGCUUGGGUUUGUUUUUUUGGUUUUUCUUUUGCAAAAGGAAAAAAUGGCACCACAGAGAAUCCUGUUCUCCCUGGAAAAGUUUCAUAUUAUUUUUCUGAUUUAUGCAGUUUGAGGGUAUUCAUUGUAAUUUCACUGGAUAGUCUAGAUAGAUUCUUGUUAAUAAAAACACAAGUUAUUUACAGUCAAUUAAUCCUAAGAUUUUACAGCAUUCACUACAGUCUCAAAAAUUACUGGAUCUUCCUCACCCAACUAAUAUGUCAUCAUGGUUAAGAUGUAGCUUUUAAGUAAUGUAGUUUUAGUUUCAUUUGACAUUUCAUCUACAACUUUAGUGCAGAAUAAGAUCCAGAAUUAAAAAAAAAAAGCCAUUUGUACCAAACUUUGUUAGGAAUAGUUUAAUUUUUUUUCCUACAGUGUUCAUCAAGAUGGUGUCUGGGAACUUCACCUUCACACAGCAUUUUUACCCUUUCUGCCCACCUUCUUGUUGGGAGCUUCCCCUUCUCCAGUGCAAGGGUUACUCUGGGUACUGAACUCCUGAGUUCUAGUCCUGUGCCUUAACCACAAGCAUCUUUCACCAAGUACAGUGCCAUUUUGCACCACAGACACAAGGAAACCUUAAUUAUUAUGUUUAAAGUGGGCGUUUGAGUAUAGGCAAGCAGUGAAUAGAUGCUUUGGAUGGUCAGGGGUUUGUGAGCUUAAAGAGGCCAGGCAGCCAUAGCCAUAGAGAUGUCAACCAAUCCACUGUGUAAUCAAUCACACAGGCAGAUGCACCAUCCCCUGCCAAGCUGGAAAAUCCCCAGGGAGACACGGCAAAGCUCAGCAGCAGUGUAAGCUCUGCAAGUCAGUCCUCCCCUCAUCAGAAGUGCAGUUCUCUCCCUCCUGAGUAAGAAUAUAAAUGCAUUUUUGCAUGCAGUUUGGGUUGGUUUGUUCUGCUGGCAGUAACCCCCCAGAAGAGAAGCAAACCAGAAACAUGACAGCAGGAAACUGGCACUUUGCAUGCCUGAAUGCAGCUUUGCAGAGGAAAACAGAGCAGAGUGGGAGGACAGCUUCUCCUCAGCUGCUGCAAUCAGUUCAUCUCUUUAUGGCUUCAUGCUGGAACUUCCCAGCACCCCUGAUGGGGAAUAAGAGAAAAUAUUAGAGAAAAUAUUUACAUCCCUCAAGCAAGAGAUUCUGCUACAGCAGCACAAGGGACAACACUUCAGCAGUCAAGCUGGAAACCUCCUCCCACAUGUGCUCUCUGGACAUGGAGUCAGCCAAAGCAUCUUUGCCCAAAUCGAGGCUCCCUUGAGGAUGCGUACAUGAGCUGCCAUCCUGGACUUCAUCCCUCCCUCCUGGCUCAGACUGAGGCUGUGGUCAUCAGGAGGCUCCUUGCAAACACAGUCCCACCUGAAGACUGUAGCUGCUGAAGGAUUCCCAUGCUGCCCAAAGGAUGCUGCAGCAAACUGGGCAUUGUACGCAAGACACAGGUUCUGCGGGAGUGAUCUGCAAGUUUGUAAUGUGAACUCAUGAUUACAUGUAGUUAAGAGGUUCUCUUUAGCCCAGUAAUGUACAGGACUCUUGUAAAAAAGGUGUUUACUUUUGAUUUGUGUUGCAAGCAUGAAAUUGAGAGUAACUCUAGUAUGCAGGAAAUGAUAGUUUGCCUCUUCACUUUUUACAAAAAAAUUAAUUUUUUAACAGGUUUUCGGUCAACAGUUCAAUUUUUUCACAAAUACAACAUUUCUGGAAUACAGUUGUUUUAUAAGACCAGACUCGAUUUAAACAUUUAUUUUUUACUGAUGUAAAUAAAACAGAGGUUUUAUAU